AUGUCCGGUAUUCCCAUCCCAGAGCCAGAGGCGGACCCUGAAGAGGAAUUUAUACAAUAUGCAGUCAAUGUGAAGGACGACGUCGAGAAAGGGGCCGAGUCACGAACUUCCCGCUCUCCUGUCUCUCAUGCAGAACGACUUCGAGCUGUCCCAGCGCGACUGGUGACAGUUAGCCGUGAUUAUGGCGUAGUCGGAGAUGCCUCCAGCGUGCAUGGAAGUAUCAGCGACCUUCCGACACUGCCAUACGGCAUGUCCUCCUUGGACGGAUUCAUCAAGCCAGGUAGCCCUGCACCUUCGUAUUCCUCGGAAGACCCGUCACGGGAGCGAUUUGUUCAAUUCCCAUCUCGACGGGCACGCCCACUUUUGUUGAACCAGAAUGUCGCCAUUCCCGCCACCCCUACGAGACGAGAUACUCCCGACUCCAUGGCGUCUGUGUCAACUCUUGGCUCUCGCGAAAGUGCACGCAGCCGCACUGCGGAUGUCACCAAGCUGCAACGCCCCCCUCUUGCAGUAAUCGCUGAUCAUAGGAGGUCGAUUUCGACCGAUUCGCUUCCUCUAUCUGCUGUUCCCCCACAAUUGCGACCUCGUACCCCUGCAUCCCACCGUCAUUCACGCUCUGACGCGUCUUCGAUGUACUCCACGUCUGAGCAGAUCAUCAGCAUGUACACCUCUUCCCGUGCAGUUCCCAGAACGCCAACUUCGGUACAUUCAAUUACUGCCAGUCUACUCUUCAUGGAACCUGGUGAUUCUAGAGCGCCGUCGCCUUCUCAACACCAAAGGAGCGGAAGCAACGCGAGCCAGCGAUCCUAUCUGGUAUCUUCAGGGCUCAGUCGCCAGCCUACAGCCAGGAUGCAUCUGCCUAAUCCGUUUGUGCCCAUCGAGGAGGUGCCUUCCCCGCCAGCUGGUUCCACACCAUAA
This is a messenger RNA of Fibroporia radiculosa, 918 nucleotides long. RefSeq lists its product as uncharacterized. The transcript has a single exon. The record is from RefSeq and is a predicted model, not a curated record. NCBI's taxonomy places the organism in Eukaryota, Fungi, Basidiomycota, Agaricomycetes, Polyporales, Fibroporiaceae. The coding region runs from base 1 to 918 and encodes 305 amino acids.